UACACCGAUAUUAAAAAAUACCUUCUCAUAUUUCAAAUAAAUGUGCAAAUGAUCGGUGUAAAUGAUAUGAGACCUAAAUGAUAUGAUUGAUGCGGAGUGUGAUUAAUGUCCUGUGGUUAUCGACUAUCUCCGACGCGUUUUCUGCAAUUGUAAUGAUUUCGUAUUAAAGAUAUCUAACGGUUGUGUUACUAUAAAAGUUAAUAAUUGAAUAAAUGUAAGUCUGUUCUCUGGUUGUCACCGUUGAGGCCCGUAAACCAUGCUGCUGCUUAGUACUGCUGGACACACGAUGCAGAUUAAGCGCUGUGUUCGUAUCAAAAGAUGACAAAUACGUUUGUUUUCCCACUCACUAAGUCUCCUCUUGUCGUACUUCAACAAGUGACUUUUAAUAAGACUACUGUUCACAACGAUAAGAAAUCCUGUGUUGAUAGAUGUGCAUUUUUAGUAAACAAAACCAUUAACCGAAGACGGAGCUUUGCCAUUCGUUGACGUUGGAUGCCUCCGUCCAUCUGAUUGGUCAGUCAUAUUGUGACAGCGCUAAACUGAGUUCGAUCUACUGUAUCGUUUUUGCUGACGUUCAUGCUGACACGGCAAUGUCCUAUCCAAUGUCAUAUGUUUCAGAGAUCCUGACAAGGAGAGAGACGACCGGCCAGAAUGCUCUGAGAUGGUGAACUAGAGAUCAAAGAUGGCCGCCGAGCUGUACCCUAGCAGCCUCAACACCAGUCUCCCCAGCAGCACUGAGUCGAACAAGAAGAGCUUCAUCCAGGUGUCGGAGCCUGAGUCGCUGCCCACGCCCAGCGACCCCCAGCCCAGCGCCAGCAGCACCGGCCAGCCCAGCAGCUGGCAGGCCACCCACCCCACGCUGAGAGAAAGGAAUGCCUUGAUGUUUAACAGCGAGCAUAUGGCCGAUGUUUUCUUCAUCGUCGGACUACCAGGAGAAUCCCAGAGAGUCCCUGCCCACAAGUAUGUCCUGGCCGUGGGGAGCUCCGUGUUCGGGGCCAUGUUCUACGGAGACCUGGCCGAGGGAGAGAUGGAGAUCCUCAUCCCAGACGUGGAACCGGCCGCAUUUCUCAUCAUGUUAAAAUACAUGUACAGCGAUGAGAUCGAGCUGGAGGCGGACACGGUUCUGGCCACUCUGUACGCCGCCAAGAAGUACAUCGUGCCGGCGCUGGCCAAGGCCUGCGUCACCUUCCUGGAGACCAGCCUGGAGGCCAAGAACGCCUGCGUGCUGCUGUCCCAGAGCCGGCUGUUCGAGGAGCCCGAGCUCACGCAGCGCUGCUGGGAGGUGAUCGACGCCCAGGCCGAGCUCGCCCUGCGCUCCGAGGGCUUCUGCGAGAUCGACCGGCCCACGCUGGAGAUCAUCCUGCAGCGGGAGACGCUCAACACCCGCGAGGCGCUGGUGUUCGAGGCCGUGCUGGACUGGGCGGCGUCCGAGUGCGGGCGCCAGGGUCUGGUGGUGACGGCCCCCAACCGGCGCGCCGUGCUGGGCAAGGCGCUGUACUCGGUGCGCAUCCCCACCAUGACCCUGGAGGAGUUCGCCGACGGGCCGGCGCAGUCCGACGUGCUGACGCUGGAGGAGACCCACGACGUCUUCCUGUGGUUCACGGCGGCCAAGAAGCCCUGGCUGGAGUUCCCCCUGGCGCAGCGCACCGGCCUGAGCCCCCAGCGGUGCCACCGCUUCCAGUCCUCGGCCUACCGCAGCAACCAGUGGCGGUACCGCGGGCGCUGCGACAGCAUCCAGUUCGCGGUAGACAAGCGGAUCUUCAUGGCGGGCCUGGGCCUGUACGGGUCCAGCGGCGGCAAGGCCGAGUACAGCGUCAAGAUCGAACUCAAGCGCCAGGGCACCACGCUGGCGCAGAACCUGACCAAGUUCCUGUCGGACGGCUCGAGCAGCACCUUCUCGGUGUGGUUCGAGCACCCGGUGCAGGUGGAGCAGGACACCUUCUACACCGUCAGCGCCGUGCUGGACGGCAACGAGCUCAGCUACUUCGGCCAGGAGGGCGUGACGGAGGUGCAGUGCGGGAAGGUGACCUUCCAGUUCCAGUGCUCCUCGGACAGUACCAACGGGACCGGCGUGCAGGGGGGGCAGAUCCCCGAGCUGGUUUUCUUUGGCUGAGCCCCGGAGGGCCAUGGGGGGGAAAUGUUGAACUCGUUCAGACCUCAUCGGUGGACUCGUACAGAUUAAUUUAUUCAGAUUUAAUCCAGGAUGUAGGAUUUUAAAUCUAUAGUCCCAGGUCCUCGUGGCUUGUCAUGUGUCCCUGGAUGUUUAUAAUGAGAUGCCCUGUCCUCUUAUUGAUGCUGUAUUGAACACUGAGCUGCUGGUUAAAUGAAAACCGCUAUGAUGCUGAAGGUUGAAUUAUUACUUCCGUGUUGAAUGAACGCUGUGUUGUCCACGCGGCGUGCGCGCCAUGGAUCUCUAGGCUGGUGCUUAUGUUUUUAUGUUGCCGUGUCAGGGAGUCCACCAAAGCCCCCCCAAAAGAUGAUAUUUUACAAAUGAACAUCAACUCAACGAUCUUUCAUAAAUGACCUGGAAAACAUGCAGGAAAGACGGGGCAGGUGGACGGUCACGUGACGUGUAUUCAUUUUACUCUACUGGACGCUGCAGUAUAAUUCAACCUUUUAAACAUGGUUUAUAGUCGCAAUAGCUAAACAACAAGGGCAAAGUUUACAACAAAUACCCAGUGUACUCGUCCCGUUCUGAUACACCUUCUGUUCUGUAUAUUUUACAUAAGUGUUACAUAAACUUUAACGAUUUUACAGAAUAUAACAACGAA
Gadus morhua (Atlantic cod) is the source of this 2771-nucleotide messenger RNA. RefSeq names its product BTB (POZ) domain containing 6b (gene btbd6b). Gene Ontology annotation, cellular component: cytosol. The record is from RefSeq and is a predicted model, not a curated record. Bases 683 to 2113 code for a protein of 476 amino acids. Gene Ontology annotation, biological process: neurogenesis. Gene Ontology annotation, molecular function: protein binding. Lineage: Eukaryota; Metazoa; Chordata; Actinopteri; Gadiformes; Gadidae. The transcript is spliced from 5 exons.